Messenger RNA from Paralichthys olivaceus (Japanese flounder), 1404 nucleotides. RefSeq names its product purine nucleoside phosphorylase 4a (gene pnp4a). Gene Ontology annotation, cellular component: cytoplasm. NCBI's taxonomy places the organism in Eukaryota, Metazoa, Chordata, Actinopteri, Pleuronectiformes, Paralichthyidae. The record is from RefSeq and is a predicted model, not a curated record. Gene Ontology annotation, biological process: nucleoside metabolic process. Gene Ontology annotation, molecular function: purine-nucleoside phosphorylase activity.
GCCACACUCUGACUGCUUCAUCACACACAAACACACUCACUCAGGGACGGAGGCUCGUCACUGAAACACUCUCUCGUAGUUCUGCUUUACUUUCAUCCGACGCAGAAUCAUCAUCAUCAUCAUCAUCAUCAGUCGUCCAUCAUGCACAGCAAAGAACAGAUCAGUCAUGAUGAAUACCAGACAACAGCUGACUGGUUGAUGUCUCAGACCAAACAUCGCCCCCAGGUGGCGAUCAUCUGUGGGUCUGGACUGGGGGCGCUCGCUGACACGCUCAAGUGUCAGGACUCCUUCGCUUAUUCUGACAUACCAGGCUUCCCUCAGAGCACAGUUCAGGGUCAUGCAGGUCGACUGGUUUUCGGAGAGCUGAAGGGGAAGACGUGUGUGUGCAUGCAGGGGCGCUUCCACAUGUAUGAAGGACACUCACUCUGCAAGACAACGUUUCCUGUUCGGGUCUUCAAGCUGUUGGGGGUGGAGACUCUGAUCGUGACAAACGCAGCCGGCUCAUUGGCUGAUGGUUUCCAUCCUGGUGACAUCAUGAUCAUCAAAGACCACAUUAACUUCCCAGGACUGGUCGGUCUGAACCCGCUGUGCGGACCCAACGACGACAAGUUCGGACCUCGUUUCCCGGCCAUGUCGGGUUGCUAUGACAAAGACCUGCGUUGCCUAGCGAUGGAUAUCGCCAAGCAGCAGGGUGUGGCCGGCUUCAUGCAGGAGGGCGUGUACGCUAUGGUGGGAGGGCCCAACUUUGAAAGCAUCGCUGAGGCCAGGCUACUGCAUCGGCUGGGGGUGGAUGCUGUUGGUAUGAGCACGGCUCCUGAGGUCGUCGUGGCAACUCACUGCGGCCUGAGAGUCUUUGGUCUUUCUCUGAUCACCAACAAGGUGGUGAAGAGCUAUGACGACUCUGAGAGUGUGAACCAUGACGGCGUCCUGGAGGUCGGCCGGCUGCGCUCUCACACCGUCCAGCAGCUGGUGACUGAACUGAUCAGCAGGAUCGAGAUCAAUAACAACAACUCCAAGAAUGCUGUCUGAACCAACACACACACAUAUUGUGUGUAUAUUUAUUGUAUUCACAAUAUUUUUCAGCGAUUCCCGCUGUUUGUUUUUCAUCCGUAUUUUGUAUCCUUGCUGUUAUAAAAACUUUAUUUAUAUUAUCAUGGUGCCUAAUAAUGCAUUAUCUGAAUGUGAGUAUUAAGAUUUUAAUCCUAAAGAUUAAUAUAACAAUGAUCACUGUCUCUGAUGGUGCUUGAAUUAAAAAAAAUAAUAUAUGAGACCAAGAUGUUUUAAUGUGUUCCAUUGCACUUGCUCAUGUUGAAUUAAUUAUUUUGUAAAAAAAAAAAAAAAAAAAAUCACCAAUUUAUUGAUCCAUGUUAUUCUGAUUAAAAUGUUCUGCCCAACCUUUUGUUU